Messenger RNA from Gadus morhua (Atlantic cod), 1150 nucleotides. RefSeq lists its product as uncharacterized. The coding region runs from base 350 to 1150 and encodes 266 amino acids. Lineage: Eukaryota; Metazoa; Chordata; Actinopteri; Gadiformes; Gadidae. The transcript is spliced from 6 exons. The record is from RefSeq and is a predicted model, not a curated record.
UUGUCCCGACCGCCCAUGAGAAAAGGAGCUACGACGGCGUGAGCUCAGCACACAAAUAGUUCUUUCCUGGAGAAACAUCAUAGUUUGCAAGCAUGGAAGUUGCUCAGUGUUGAGUGUUGUUGGGAUGUACAAAUGAUCACAAAAGUCUAUGUUUAGUUCCUUCAUCCGAGCUUAUUUUCUCUGGAAACGCGCCAAACAUUUCGCCGACUUCCUCAACUUGGUCCAAUACAAAGCUGGACUUGCUGAACGUCUGGAAAUGGAGUCCGGAUAAGUACCAACACUCCUCGGCUCAGCUACAAACCUCGGACAAGCCAGCACAUCAAGUGUUUACAUUCAGCUGCUUCUCUCAAUGGAUGUUGCCUGCCAUACAGACUACCUGGAAACACGUACUGUAGCCACACAGCUAUCCUUAAAGACUUUGCUGCCCCAUUUUACAAGUGAUGAAUUUAGAGACCGUAGCCCGCAGCGCGGCGGCACCUCAGAGAGUCUGGGUGUGGACGCCCCUGGCUCCUCCCACAUGUCCAGUCACAGUGGGGAGCUGCGGAUCCUGAGCGUCUACGGAAAAGGGGAGGGCCCACUGGCGGUGGACGGCCAUGACACCCUCUUCACCGCGUCCGAAGUGGAGGCCCUGAACUCGCUGUCUGCGGACCACAACGCGGCCAAGAGCCUGGAGCGCGGUGAGCGGCUGGUCUGCCGCGAGGAGCUGAGUGUGCAGCCGGAGACCCCAGGAACUAUUUCAGUCAAGGUUGAAGAGGAUAUUGGUGGAGGCAUGCCCGCUGUAGAAGACGUCAAUGACAUCAGAGACUGCAGCACGCAGCGUGGCGCCACCUCGGAGAGUCUGCGUGUGGACACCCCUGGCUCCUCCCACAUGUCAAGUCACAGCGGGGAGCUGCGCAUCCUGAGUGUUUACGGACAAGGGGAGGGCCCACUGGAGGUGGACGUCCAUAACACCCUUUUUGCCGCUUCAGAACUGGAGGCCUUGAGCUCGCUGUCCGCUGACCACAGCGUGGCCAAGAGCCUGAACUGCAGCGUGAGGAUCGUCCGCCUUAAGGAGCUGACUGGGCAUCAGGGCGGCCGCAAGGGCCGGCCCGGUGUCUUUAAAAUAUUAGGAAAUGUUCACAUCGUUGGUAAAUACAAAGGAAACAUGUGA